AUGCCUCCAGCACCUCGCCAACCUCUGAAAGUACCAGAAUCCUACGCGUCCCUGCCUUUGCAACACAUCAAAGUCUCCCAUGUACCUGAAUCCUCGCGUACCGCGACACCGGUGAUCUUGAUUACCUUGAACAGGCCAGAGAAGCACAAUGCCUUUACAGAUAUCAUGCGGCAAGACAUGGAGACUGUUUACGAGCUGGUCAAUAUUGACCCGAGAGUGAAAGUAGUCGUCCUCACUGGUGCUGGAAGGAGCUUUUGUGCCGGCGCAGACCUCGACAUUGGCUUCUUAGGAGCCAAGGACGAGCACGGCGUGGUCAAAAACCCGAAGACAGAAAGAGACGUGGAUCACAGAGACGGUGGUGGGAGAACGUCUCUAGCUAUACAUCAGUGCACCAAGCCGACGAUUGCAGCCAUCCAAGGCGCCUGCGUUGGUGUCGGUAUAACCAUGUGCUUGCCGGCCUGCAUACGCAUCGCUUACGCAAAGGCCAAGGUCGGCUUUGUCUUUAGCAGACGUGGCAUCAUCAUGGAAGCUUGCUCGUCAUAUUUCCUCCCACGACUGAUUGGACAUUCUCGAGCUUUGCAUCUAACCACCACAGGUUCGGUGUACCCAGCGGACCAUCCAUUGUUUGGCACACUCUUCUCCGAAACUUGUGCCACUCCUGAAGGUACACUGUCCAGAGCACUCGAGCUUGCAGAUGAGGUUGCCACGAACACCUCAACGGUCUCGACCAAGAUGAUGAGGGACCUUAUGUACAGGGGACCUGAUAGCGCGGAGGGAGCUCACCUGCUCGAUUCAAGGAUCAUUCAUGGGCUGUUUGGGAGCAAGGACAAUAUUGAGGGCGUGGAGAGUUUUCUGCAAAAGAGAAAGGUCAACUUUACCGGUCAGGUACCGCAAGAUGCUCCUGAUGGGUAUCCUUGGUGGCAGCAGAUUGAUAUCGGUGAUAAGCUAUUAGAGAAGCGGCAGACCAAGCUCUAA
Messenger RNA from Exophiala spinifera, 975 nucleotides. RefSeq lists its product as uncharacterized. The record is from RefSeq and is a predicted model, not a curated record. Lineage: Eukaryota; Fungi; Ascomycota; Eurotiomycetes; Chaetothyriales; Herpotrichiellaceae. Bases 1 to 975 code for a protein of 324 amino acids. The transcript has 2 exons.